Leucoraja erinaceus (little skate) is the source of this 3664-nucleotide messenger RNA. It is a transcript of the gene dele1, whose product is annotated as DAP3 binding cell death enhancer 1. The coding region runs from base 52 to 1656 and encodes 534 amino acids. The record is from RefSeq and is a predicted model, not a curated record. Gene Ontology annotation, molecular function: protein binding. The transcript has 12 exons. NCBI's taxonomy places the organism in Eukaryota, Metazoa, Chordata, Chondrichthyes, Rajiformes, Rajidae.
CCCCGUGACGCAAUCACGUCGCCUCACGCUGUGGCGGCGGCACCCGGCGAGAUGUGGCGGCUGAAGGCGCUGCUGGGCCGCGCGCUUCACCGCUGGCAAAUCUCCGGACCCUCACUGCGCCUGCCUCCCACCCACUGUGCCGACGAUGACUUGGUAAACCCAGCGGCUCGGCUGCCUGCCCACUGCACCUUCAGAAGCAGUCCAACAGAUGCUCAGAAUGGAGACGGUGGAGAGGGGAAGCGGGAGGAAGAUGAACAGAGGACUCGGUUUUAUUCCAAGGCCUUGCCACGGUUUUCGGGAUUCGAUGCUGUUGGCUGGGGCGCCGCUGCCGUGGUGUUUCUACAGUUCGCCAGGCAUCUGCAUCACCACUUCUGCCAUCGCGUGGGACCCCCCGAGAGUGAGGCUGCCCCCCAGCUCUGUGUCCCAGGCAUCGUUGCCUCCGCACUGACACCAGACAGAAUCAGGUUCAGUCGCUGUAUCCUGCCACGUGGUGUGGGUCCCGACUCCAUCAGCACCUCCUCUCAGAGUUCCGGCUCGGCGGCCUCCUCCUCCUCUCCUGCAGGGGGCGCAGCUGUCCAUUAUCGGUCCCGUCCAGGGAGCUUUGACAAUGUUGAACAAGAUGGUCCCCUGUUCAUGAAGUGUACAGAACGCUCAGAAUACAAUACCAGAGAUGAGAGCCACCCACAGCCACAGGUCCAGAGGGAGGAAGCGAGUUCAGAAGAAGCUUUAAACCGAGCCACUUCCGACUUACAAGGGGCUGCAAAGUCCAGCAUAUCUUCCAUAUUAAAUAUCAUCGGGCUUGAAAAUGUCAAAGCUCAAGACGAAGACUUGGCUUUCUCCUGUUUCAUGAUAGCAGCCCGACAAGGGUACAGUAAGGCUCAGUACAACGUGGGAGUGUGCUACGAACUGGGGAGAGGCACAGCCAAAGACAUCGAGAAGGCCAUGCUGUACUAUAGUCAGGCAGCAACUCAAGGACACCGCUUGGCCCAGUAUCGUUGGGCAAGGUAUCUGCUGGAGAUCAAGCCAGAAAGGAAUGUUGGAGAUACACAAAGGGCCAUUGAUCAGCUGAAGAAGGCAGCUAAGUCUGGACUCAGAGAGGCUCAGGCGUACUUGGGAGUGUUCUACACCAACAAGCCCCACCGAGACCUGGAGCAAGCUGUCAGCUACUUCUCUAUGGCAGCCAGAAGCGGGGACGCUGCGAGCCAGUUCCACCUGGGGAUGUGCUGCCAGAGAGGCUGGGGCGUACAGACGGACACGGGCAGGGCCGCUGAUCUCUACACACAGGCAGCUGCUGCUGGCCAUCCUGAUGCUCUGUGUGCCCUGGGCGUGCUCCACCAGCAAGUACAAGCAGGAGGCCGAGGAGGGUCGUGGGGCAGUUCCUCACUGCGGUGUGUGUUGUCCUCGCCCAGUCUCCAUGCCCAGGGUACACCGGAGGCACUGUUCCCCCGGCAACAUGGUGCGCCUGAUGCCGACACGGUCUCCCAGCCUCCGGGCGUCCCUGUUGCCACCCUGCUGCCCCACUCCUGGAGUACCGGAUGCCUCCGAGCCUCGCCGCUCAGCGCCAGAACUCCGUGCCUCGGCGCCAGUCUGCCUGAGGCGGAACACUGGGGGGGAUUCCCGACGGCACGACGCGCCUUCCUCGCCGGCGUGGGGUGACUCCCGCAGAACCGUCCCAUCGAACAACACCUUCCUGCUGUCACGGACUGAGGGCUCUUCCCGUUCCCUCCCGAGAUGGAGCCAUGUCUCGCUGUGCUGAGACCAGGGCAGGUGAAGAUGCCUCAAACAGUAAUCCCCAGAGAUAUGGGCACCACCCUAUCUUGGUCAUCUGUUGCUGGCCCUGCUUUGUUCUGGCCUUUUCGUACCUCCUGUACCCUCCCCCCUACUUUCAAUCUGAAGAAGGGUCCCGACCCAAAAUGUAACCUAUCCAUUUUCUCCAGAGAUUCUGCCUGACUCGCUGAGUUACUCCAGCUCUUUGUGUCUAUCUCCGAAGGAUAUAAACUUUACUAGAAACCUGGUCUUGAAGAACAUCGACGUAACAUACUGAUCAAAGUCAUUAUGGUGUGACUUCAACUAUGUUGGAACUCACAAACUUUAAGCGCAUUCCCACUAAUCUCUCGGUGGAUACUCACUGGAUGUUUGGAUGCUGGAGUAACUCAGCGGGAAAGGUAACAUCUCUGGGGAGAAGGAAUGGGUGACGUUUCGGAUCGAGACCUUUCUUCAGACUAAUCUUUCUAAAGCCGGUGUAAUUGCUCAGUUGGUGGAGGGAAUUGUACAUUGAGUUUAGGGGUCUGCAUCAUCUAGAGUCAUACAGCAUAGAAACGGGCUUAUUCAAUGGUGGCACAGUUGCUGCCUCAAAGCGCCAGAGACCCGGGUUCGAUCCUGACUAUGGGUGCUGUCUAAACAGAAUGUGUACGUUCUCCCCGAGACUGUGCGGGUUUUCCCCGGGUACUCCGGUUCCCUCCCACGCUGGUCAGUAAGGACCUGGUGGGCCGAAGGACCUGCUUCUGUGCUGUAUCUCUAAACUAAACUAAGGUGCGCACUGGUAAUUGUGUCCAGAUUAAAGGACGUGCCGGAUGGAACAGUUGCUGGGAAAUUGGUGGUGGAUCUGGACAUCAAAGGUCUGGAGGAAAACAGGGUCAAACGUGUGCAAAUGGGACUAGUUUGAAUGGGGCAUCAUGGUUGGGGUGGACACCCUCUCUCUCUCUCUCACCCCCUCUCCCUCCCUCCCUCUCUCUUAACCCCCCUCGCUCUCAUCCCCUUUCCCUUCCUCUCUCACCCCCUCCCUCCCUCUCACCCCAACUCCUCUUUCUCUGUCUCUUCCACCCAGGUCAUUCCUCCUCCUCCCCACUCCCGUCUGUCCGGCAGAAGGUAGAGAUAACUUGUUGGGCCGAAUGGCCUGUUUCUGUGCCCUAUGACUCUCGGAUAUGUCACUGCAUAUAAAUAAAUAUAAUUUAUUAAGAUCAGCAGAGGUACGAGGGGUUUCCAUCGUACGCUCCCACUGGUGUUUACACCUGCGUGUGUCCAACCGUGGCAGAGUGCGACAUUCCAGGGCCGGAGAGCUGAGAGGGAACCACGCUGGUCUGGGACAGUCUGGCGUCUGACCCUCACUCCCCCUACUCACUGGACUAUUUUACCAUGUGUGCUGACACCUAAACUGUAGAGCCCAUCAGAAUGCGUUAUCUAAUAACGCUUGGAGUUCAGUUGAUAGGCUUCAAGCCUCCUUUAUUCACAGCUUCAGACGCAGGAGACAAAUCUAUCUCCGCUAAUUUACUUUAGAAACAAAGAACUGCAGAUGCUGGUUUAUACCAAAGAUAGACACAAAGUGCUGGAGUAACUCAGCAGGUCAUGCAGCAGCUCUGGAGAAAAGGGAUGGGUGGCAUUUCGGGUCAGGACGCUUCACCAGACUGAAUGGCUAUCUUAUGGUUUACUUUAGAUUUUAAAGAUACAGUGUGGAAAGGGGCCCUACGGCCCACAAAGUCCGUGCCGACCAGCGAUCACCCCGAACAGCCAAAUGACCAGUUACUAUGCUGUAUCUCCAUCACACACUAUGCCAGAUUUCAUUGCUUAAGCCCUUGCAUUACAUCGGCACGUGUAGUGAAGGGUUGUAUGCUUUUUCUGAGUGAUGUUACUGAAACAAACUAUUUAAUUAAAGUUGUGCUGGAAA